AUGAGAGCUGUCUGUCUAGUUCUUAUGCUUUCCAUCGGAGUCCUCUCCCAUACUCAGUCCUUUGACAAUGCCAAAGACUUCCUGGAAGGUGCUUACCUUUCAUUCACAGGUGAACCAUUAGAAAACCCAAGCUGCCUUGAUGAAGAAACCCAAAACAGCCUCCACGACACCUUAGACAACCUUUUGUACGAUUUCGCUCAAGACGAGCCACUCCACGUCUUCUUCAACCACGUGCUUCUUGCUCUUCCAGAACUGUCAUCCGUCUUCGAGAACUGCGGAAUUGCAACUUUUGUCAACACCAUUGCAGAAAGCAUUGAAGCUAAUGGAGAAGAGCUUUUCGCAAGAGUUUCCCAAGAAUAUACCACCAUCAAAGCAAUUCAUGCUGAUAUGCAAAGCCAACUUGCAGCUGGAGAGUUUAAACUUGCUGGAGAACAAUUCGGAAAUAUGAUGAAACUCAUGAUCCCAAUUGGAGAAUUCCAGCUUCAACAAAGCAACCUUUACUCAUUUUCAGGAAACCUUACCUUAUUCCUCGAAGGUAUGGCAAUGGGAUUCCAAGCAAAAUCAACCCCACUCAGCAAAUGCUACAAUACCACCACAAUGAUAGUCCCAUCAUUCCAUAACGCUCUUGCCCAAAUCAAGAAAUGCAGCCACCUGAACUUCACAGCCUGUAAUGUUGUUCCAGCUUACUUGACCAUCUUCAAUACCGCUGUGUCCAGCAUUUAUAAUGACUGCAAGAUCCAAUUACUUAUUACUGACAUUAAGGACCUCAAGCAGCCAGAGUACUUCUCACAGGUGCUUUUCACCUUCUUUACCAAGAAAGUUGAUAUAGAAAAUCACUUCAAUGCAAUGAUUCAAGCUAUUGAGCAGAAGAACUCUUAUCAAGCUGGGUUCGAUCUUGCUUAUAUCUUCAAGGUGUUAUUGAAGUUCUCUAUUUCAUAA
Messenger RNA from Blepharisma stoltei, 939 nucleotides. The record is from the annotation of a GenBank genome assembly. NCBI's taxonomy places the organism in Eukaryota, Ciliophora, Heterotrichea, Heterotrichida, Blepharismidae.